Molecule: messenger RNA, 793 nt
Organism: Apis florea (little honeybee)
Lineage: Eukaryota; Metazoa; Arthropoda; Insecta; Hymenoptera; Apidae
Gene: mRpS34
Product: mitochondrial ribosomal protein S34
Cellular component (GO): mitochondrion
Molecular function (GO): structural constituent of ribosome
Source: RefSeq, a predicted model, not a curated record
UCUUGUUUUUGUCUUAUAUCUGUCCUUCUUCCACUAUUUAUCCUCCUUGUUUAUAUUAAACAAGAAAUCUAACCUUAUUUCAGUGAAAAAGAAUUAGCCGAUUUUGAAAACAAAAACUGAGUAUUGAGUGGACAAAACAUGGUGAUAAAAUAUAUUGGUAGGACGCAUUAUUUGAAAGGCAAACCAUUGUGGGAAAUAUUAGGAAACUUGAAGAACAAUGGAGUAGGUAGAAUGAUAAUACGAAGUACUCAACAAAGGUAUCCUGAAGCUUCCUAUAUGAAAAUACUUAAAGUUGCAGCAUUACCAGAUACUUCAAAACAUUUUCAUGAUCCACGGAAUGUUAUAGUAUUGGUCGAACAAGUUUUCCGAGGUAAAAAGCUUUCUAUACCUGUACAAAUAGAUACAGUGACUUAUAAGCCAGAUUAUAUAUUGAUUCCUAAAGAUCAGGAGGCAAAUUAUAUAAAUAGAACUCAACAACCAACGCAGAGGAUCAUGCCAACAACUACAAACUUUCCACCUCUUUUAAAAGAAAUAUUAAUGCGUCAAAAAGAUCUGAAAGAAGAUUCUUCCAAUUUAAAAUUAAAACUGAAAUAUGCUUCUUUAGGUAUUAAAAACUAUAAAAUCGCUGAAGAAGGUGAAACUCCUACAAUUAAUAUCGAUAUAGGAUUAGGAGAACCAGCAAGUCCUAGUUUAUAUACAAAUAUUAAGCAAGAGAACACAUCGUGAAUAUAAUUUUAUAUAUUUAACGAAUCUUAUAAUGUAAUAAUAAAAAUGAAAUAUUUGUUUAAACUAG